Molecule: messenger RNA, 7765 nt
Organism: Eleginops maclovinus (Patagonian blennie)
Lineage: Eukaryota; Metazoa; Chordata; Actinopteri; Perciformes; Eleginopidae
Product: RING finger protein 145
Exons: 11
Coding region: 4047-6443 (798 amino acids)
Cellular component (GO): endoplasmic reticulum; endomembrane system
Molecular function (GO): zinc ion binding
Source: RefSeq, a predicted model, not a curated record
UCAUCCUGGGUUUUGGGGAAUUUUUAGAGGGAGGCCCCUGCUGCAAAGGAAACUGCAGAUAAGUGAAACCCAUUGAGGGUUUGAAUGUAAUCUGAGAAGUUGGGGCAGGAAAGCUGAAAGUCCAGCAGAGCUACAGCUGCAGUGCAUUUCAUGGCUUUAGGAACCUCCUAAAUCACUUGGCAGCAGAGAAGAGCUUUGUGAGAUCUUUUUAGGUCAAGGGACGAUUUGAUGAUGCAUCAUUAAAGUUAAAGGAGCAGUAUACAGAUAUCUAGUUUAGGAAGUUAUCAUGACUAAUCAAUUCAUGUGUGUAGGGCUUUUAUGAAAGACUGGCAGUCAUUUGUUACAAAAGCUUUUGUUGAAGUGAAUAUUUACUGUAUUCCUUCGUCUUCCGUGAUGGUGGAGAAAAUGUAAGUCCGAAACACAGUGGGUCCCUGAAGGCAGCAUUAAUUAAGUAAUUGGCUUCUAUACAAAAAGUGAUACUAAAAAUAUAUUUGUCCAUACCCAGUUGUGUUUUCUUCUCUUCUGUCUUGCUAGCAUCUUCCUUUUCUUUGUUGUUUUCCUCUUCACUUUCCCGGCUGAUGUUUUUUCUGUGCAGCGUUGUUUUUGUGACAGUGGUGGUGUGAAACUUCUGUGCUGCUAUUGGAGUCGUUGUGGCUGUGCUAUGAUUCUGCAGCUGCACAGUGACAGACGCAGCUGUACUUGUGUUGUUUAACGAUAAAUUAACCUCAGUUGUUGUAUAAUCUGUCAGCACUGCUUCUAAAAACCCUCCCAGAAAAAUAACUGCUGCCAACGUGCACAAUGACUUUUCCAUUUUCCUCUCUGUGGGCUGCAUGUUGCAAAGUGAGUGGGGAAAAAUUCCCCUGCCAGUUUAUGUGGAAGAUGACAAAGAGCCAGCCUCCUUUCAAACAGCCCUCCCCCUCAUUCCAACCUUCCCGUAUCCUCCUUCUCUUCCUCCCUCCCAAAAUUCCAGUUAAAAGUAAUUCCUUGGGAAAUGGGAGUUAAAAAUGGGAAAGGGAAAGAUUACUGUGAUUACUGAUUAAUGCGGGUUAUGUUUACAAUGGUGAGACAGUGAUUUAACUACUACAUAAACAUCUUGUAUUUUUCUGUCUUGAAAGGUAUAUACGAUUUAAUCAAGAACUGUACUGAAGUACAAUUCUGAGGUACUUCUACUGUACUUCAGUAUUUCCAUUUACAGCUGCUUUACCCUUUCAGAGGCACAUUCAAAUAAAUAAAUUCAAAAGUUAUCCAUUCUUUAAAGUAAGUAAGAUAGUUAAAAUAAGCUCCACCUUUACAAGCAUCAACAAGUGACUACAGGUCAAUUUACAUAAGGGACAAAUUCACCUCCAUCUAUAGUCCCUCAUAUUUCUGCACAUCCCCACUUUUUCCUGAAUCCCUAAGAUCCCUAGCAUUGUAUAAAAAGAGACCAAAAAGCUCAACACCAGACAACAUUUGGAUGUUUUUCCUCUGUCUAAAAAAAAACUGAUCCAUCAAUAAAAACUGUAGCCCAACCGUUUAAGAACAGUUUGAUAUAUUGAGGCUGGCCAAAUAUUUUGUCUCUGACCCCAAUCCUGUCCUGAACAGAGCUCAAUAUUUGUCAUCAUUAAAUAGAUAAAAAUGAGGAUAUACAGGGUCCAACGAUACUGAAGCACUCUUGUCCAGCAGCCAAGCCUUAAACUAAAUACAAUGAGGCCAUGAAUAACAAAAUGUACAUUAAAGAGUGUUUAACAUAUUGUUUUCAGUGCUGUUGAUUUUAUGUUAACUAUUUAUUUCUUGUCUUAAAUAUUUGUCUUGUUAAAGAUGCAAAUGGAGCUGCUGUGAUGCAAGAAAUGUUUCCGACUUGAUGUGACCAAAUAAGUAUUAUUGUGUCAUUUCAAAUAAAGAACUGCGACUGAGACAUGAUUCUUAUCUGUCCGAAAAACAUCAUAAAUCCUCAGCUGUUGUUGGUGCAUCUGUAACACUCUGUUUUGUAUCUAUCAGAUGAGAAAAACAGGCUGAUGGUUAUAACAGCAGCAGAUACAAGUACAUUUUAAACAUGACAAAAACACAUCACCAAACGACAUAUUUUCAGACCGUCAGCAAAUCCUCACAUCUGUGUUUUAUUUAAGUCGUACUGUCAUGCUUGAUUCACUCAAGUGAAUCACAAAAAGAAUGCAGGUCAGCAUCAGAAGAAACAAGUUUAGUCUGUGAGCUGCAUGUGACGUGUUUCCAGAUGGUGUGUAUGCAUGCAAACACAAGCAGUCCAUACAGUGAGGCUGUGACUGCGCGGUAUUUCCAGCUGUCAGGCUCUCUGAUGACUUUCUGUCCUGCACACCUCUGAAAUAAUCCAGUGCCAUUAAUUCAAUGAAAAUGAUUCACACCAGUUUAAUUUCAGUUAUUACAAAUGUCGUUUACAAUAAAGAGUAUUUUAUGAUUCCUUGCUUACAGUAUAUCAUUUUACAUUAUGUUAUAGCUCUUUACAUUUUACAUAUAGUUUACUUAUUCUAACAUUUUACUUGCACAAUUUCUAUUUUUUCGUUUCUUUGUAUGUCAUAAGCAUACUGCAGGAUGCAUUGUUUGAUGAGCCCAGGAUUUAAAGUUAAAAAUGUAAUUCCUAACACCUAUACACUUUGUAAUCAUGGAAAAAAAACAGUGAAUGCAAUUUUAACAGAUACAUCUUGAAUGAAAAUCACUUUAUAAACAGGAUUAUGGCUGACAACAAAUUGCAUCUGUCUUAAUGUACGCUGCCUAUUUCAUUGUUUGAUGCAAGUUGCUGAGUGUCUGAUUGCUGCUUGUUUCAUUUACUUCUUGCUUUUUAGCUUAAAAUCUGUGUAUCCUCUUUAAUGUGAAACUGUUUUAUGCUGCCCUGUUGUUACAGCGAUUCUGGAUCUCAAAGGGUAAUGCUCAUGUUUUUAAAAAUUUGAAAUUAAAUAAAAUCUCUGUUCAGUUUAGGUAGUGUGACAGGUUGGGGCAGUGAAGAAUGAUCAUAAAUGGGUGUGAAUAGACACUAAUUCAUAGCAAAGUUUAAGAGCUAAAAUGUGAUAAGUGAUACAUUUCUGUUGAAUCCCUUUUGUUUGAAGAUUCACACACAGUUGGGAAAUGCAUAUUAAUCAUCUCUUUUACUAAGAAACUACAAUGAUAACAUCUGUUCUUCAUAGCCAGAUGUCGUGGCCAUGAAGUGUAAAUGCUGGUUUUGAGACUUUAAAUUUUAGAGAGCUUGGUAUAUUGUAAACAGGUUGUGGGGCUGAAAGAGCAGAUCUUCUAUGAAUCAGGGAAAUAAGAAAAAUACUGACAGCAGAUGCGAUGCCUAGCUUAUAUAAAAAAACAAAAGAGGAGCAGAUCUAAGUAACAUAGUAAUGCAGGCCAAUGCCAUACAUCAAAUCAUAAAGAAAAUAGUUACUAACACAAUUAUCAUUAGUAGUAAUAAGUAGUAGUAGCUGAAGUAGGAGUAGGAGAAGUAUUAAUGUAGUAGUAGUAGUAGUAGUAGUAGUAGUAGUAGUAGUAGUAGUAGUAGUAGUAGUAGUAGUAGUAGUAGUAGUAGUAGUAGUAGUAGUAGUAGUAAUCGUCGUCGUCGUCGUCGUCGUCGUAGUAGUAGUUCGAGUAGUAGUCAGAUACGACUUCUAUUUUGAAAUCAAGAAUACCCGCACGUGAUUGGUUACUUUUGCUGUGACGUGUACACACCAGGAAGUGGCCACGCAAGCGAACGGAAUCAUAACAUUGCAUUUGAAGGCUCUCUACUCAUCCAUUUAUCGUUUAAAUUCAGAUAUCUAAAUUAAAUGUUUGCAUGGCGGUUUUUUCUACCUAUCUUUGAGAAGCAGGAGAUAUUGAAACUAGUUAAAUAUUUUGCGUGAGGUGCUGCUAGUGCUAUGAAAGAAAAUCAUGCUGUUGGUCGCUGUGAAAGCUAACCAACAGGAGCUAGCUAGCAGAUGGCUGUUCGGCUGUGAUGAGUACCACCGUGCAAAAUGACAAGAAGAGCAGAGCGGUGCACUGACAGCAUGUGACACAAACAGGUUUUCGCUCAUCCCCUCCCCUCCCCCCUUCUCCCCCUCCCCCCCCCCCCCUAAACAAAGAUGCCUCGACUGGAAGAGUUGGCCAACGUGGCCCUGAGGGUGCCGAGCAUCCUGGUGCUGGACCUGCUGUAUAAAUGUGACAUUGAAGGGUUAACGGAGCACCUCAAGGCCAAGAAUGAAGACAUGCUCUUCAAAUACAAAUACGUCAUCUGGAACAUGUACUACAUUGGACAUCUCCUUAACUUGGUGGUGUUGGUUCUUCCUUUGAGGCACAUUGUGACGCUUUACCUCCACAUCUUGGCUGCGCUUCUCCUUUACAUGGGGCAUCAGAUUUCCAAGGAUUAUGUCCGUGACGAGCUGCAGUAUGGUUAUGAAGGAGCGGUGUACCUCGAUUCUCUGGCCUUCAACAGAUUUGUCUCUGCAAUGACGAGUCAGAUUAUUCUCAGCACGCUAUGUGCCUUCCUGAUGAAGACCAGGAAGGUGUGGCUGUUCUCGGCUCACCUGCUCCCCCUGCUGGCCAGACUCUGUGCCCUGCAUCACGCCACGCUGCUCACCGUCAACACGCUGUCCAUGGGCCUGACCGCAGCGGGGAUCACCGUGUUCCUCCUUGCACAUCUCUUUGUGCCGUACCGCCUCGCGAAAGCUGCCUAUUUAGAGCUGCUGCAGCUGGAGGUGAUCGAGCUGUACCGACUCCUGGCUGUGGGGAUCUCUCUGUGGAACCAGUUUGCCGUCCCGGUGCUCUUCAGUGUUUUCUGGUUUGUCCUCUUCGUCGUCCAGCUGUGCUCGGACACCAUGUCCACCAAAUCCACGCCAGCAGGAAAUCAGGGAAUACUCUUCUUCCUGCUCACAAGUGUCUCUGAAUGUUGUGCCACACCGUACUCUCUCCUGGGUCUGACCUUUGUGGUGUCCUAUCUCGCUCUCGGUCUGCUCAACCUAUGCAAGUUCUACGUGGGAGGUCACGCAGCCGUUCAGAACGAGAACGUCAUGCACAGAGGUGUGACGGAGGGCGUCACUCUGCUGCUGCUCGCUCUGCAGACCGGCCUGCUAGACAUGCAGGCUCUGCAGCGCACCUUCCUCCUCAGCAUCAUCCUCUUCAUUGUGGUCACUUCCACCCUGCAGUCAAUGAUCGAGAUAACAGACCCGGUUAUUCUGGCGCUGGGUGCAUCCCGCAACAGGAGUGUGUGGAAACAUUUCCGUGGCCUCAGCAUGUGUCUGCUCCUGCUGGUUUUCCCCGUGUACAUGGCUUAUAAAAUCUCUCAGUUCUUCCACAUGGACUUCUGGCUCCUUAUACUGGUGUCCAGCUGCAUGCUGACUUCCCUUCAGGUCACAGGCACCAUGCUGAUCUACUCCCUGUUCAUGGUGGAGCUGUUUCGCCGCGACCCGAUCGAAAGCCUUGAUGAGGUGAUCUACUGGGUGAACGCCGUCAGCCGCGUGCUGGAGUUUGUGGUGGCGCUGUGCGUUGUGGCGUACGGCACCUGGGAGUCGCUGUUUGGGGAGUGGAGCUGGAUGGGCGCAUCCGUCAUCAUCAUCCACUCGUACUUCAACGUUUGGCUCCGAGCUCAGUCCGGCUGGAGGAGUUUCCUGCUCAGACAGGAAGCGGCGAAGAAGAUCAACUCCCUCCCCAGAGCCACGGCUCAGCAGCUGCAGGAACACAACGACGUCUGCUCCAUCUGCUUCCAGGAAAUGAGCUCUGCUGUGAUCACAUACUGCGGACACUUCUUCCACGGCAACUGCCUGCGCAAGUGGCUGUACGUACAGGAGACCUGCCCCAUGUGCCACCAGACGGUACGACCCAGCCCCAGAGAGCAAAACCCAGCUUCAGGAGACGCUGCGGAGGAUGCAACUCCCAACAACACAGGGCCAGAUCAGUCUGCACAACAAGAGGAAGAACCGAACCAGGACAAUGGCUCGUUACCAGAGACACAGAGCGAUGCUGUAUCUCCGGAUCCUGCAGAGCAGCAAGAGGAGAUGAAAAGCUUUGAGGGUGGAGAUUGUGCUAGAGAAGACAACCAAGAUGAAACUGAAACGGAAGCUGUUCACGGUCUUCGUUUCAGCUCCAGUGGUGAUUUUGUUGGAUUUGUAAGCCCCUGCGGUUCAGGGGGAAAUGCAGAAUCCCAUGAAACCUCUCCUUCUAACAUGCACAACGAAGGUGAGGAGAGUGGCAUAGAAUCACCCCUGCCAUCGACAUUAGAGCGCCAAUCUGCCUCCAAUGGUGCAGAACUUAAAGACAGCAGUUCUUUCUGUCCUGGAAGUGGGGAUGUUAAUAAACACAAUAGCUGCGAACGGACACCAAAAUCAGGCAGCCUUGAAUCAAACGAAAAACUUGAGGCAUGUGGGGUCAACGGCCAAACGUCUGUUGAAUCUUGUAACAAAAACUCUGAAUUCUUAGACUGCUUUGAGGAUCCUGAAAACCAUAAAGGUUCCUCCUCCUGCACACAUUCAGAGGACAAUGACUGACUGCAUCAGUGCCUUGGGAGGAUGUUAGAGGGUCCAUCUUCCAUAACGAGGGAUUAAAACACAUUUGCCUUCUCUCUUUGUUAACCAAUCAAAAAAUGUCUUUUCUGAACAGUGUAAUGAAUGUUAGGCAAAUAACUGUGUUUAAUAUGGGCUACGUUCAGACUGCAGGCCAAAUGAUAAAACAUUAUAAUAAAUAGCCACCAUUAAUAAAUAUUAUACUGAUAGUAAUUUUACUGUUUACCAACAACGGAAUGCUAAUUAAAAAUGGGAACUUUUAUUUCAUUUUAAUAUUGGGACACGUUAUUGUUGCACAUGUUAUAACAAUUAAUAUUCUACAUUAAGUGUUCAUGAAAUAUAAUAUUAUUUAAAAUAGUCAUUAGUUAAUCUAAAUGAUUAAUAAAUACCUUUUCUAAUAUUUGUAAAGCAUCUAUACAUUUUAUUAAAAUAUAAAUUAACUUGGUUAAUAUUUGGUCUCUGGGCCAUCUAUCUUUAUACAAAUCAUUCACAAAUAUGUAAUAUAGCAUAUAACAUGCUAUAAUAUGAACAUAAAACUGUUGAUAGAAAGUGUGAAUAUUAAGACGUUAAUCUGAUUAUUUCUUAUGGCACAAACUAAUGAUGAAAUAACCUGAAUUAUGGGAUUACGUAUGAUUAGUAACUCUUAAUGAUCUAUUCAUGCUUGUUUAGAGUAAAAGAACUUCAAUUUAAUGACCUAUCAAAAAAAACAUAUUAAUGUUGGUUAUUAUAAAGUGUUACCCAAGAGGGGAAAAAGUGAUUGAUUUGACUCAGAUCUUUUCAUUAUUGUGUAAUUACCCUUUGGGCCUCUUUCAUAUAUUGGGUUUUGAAUAAUAUGCAGGUCUGAUACUGUGUUGGCCACAUUUAGAAAAACGAUUUGAGCAAUAAAUCAGGAUUGAUCACUCCGGCUUGCAGUGUGAACGUAGCCAUAAAGAGACUGAAUUGUGUUUGGGUUGAAAUCCUUAUUGUAAAACUGUAAAGAAAUUAAAUUAUAAUUCCUAGAAAUUAUGUGAAACUAUGAAGAGAUUAUCUUGCAUCAAUAGUUACCAGAUUCCAGCAGGUUACAGGUAAACACGUUUACUCAUAAAUUACAUUUGACUUAAUUCAUUAGGUUUUUUUCUGUAGUUCUCAUGUAGUGCAGUGUUGUGAAAGCAAUAUGAAUGGAAGUUUCAGCAUUCGUCUCUUUAAUUCAUAAAUCAGCCUUUUGUACUGCUUCUCUGUCUCCCAGUAUUACAUUCCUGCUGUUAACAUCUGCUCUCAUUUUCUAACUGUAGUAACUGAUUUAAUAAAUUCAUGACAGGUGCACAAUG